AUGGGUGUGAUGGCCGUCGGUCUAUUCAUCACGAUUCUCCUCCUUUUCCAUCAAAUUUCUUCGUCCAUUCAAGAAAGCGUUCAAGUGGAUCUAUUCACAUCUUCGAAUGAUCGAGAUGAGAUUCCGUCUGGUGAUCGUAGUACUUUGAACAGUAAAGAGGAUUGUCCGGAUACCGUCUGCUUGAGAUCUUGUCAAAGCAAAUUGAAUCAAACCCAACAAGAACUCGUCGAGGCCCGAGGAAAAAUCAGCGGACUCGAGAGGGAAAUGGAAGCAAGAGACGGAAAAGCCAAGAUUGGAGAGCUCGAAGGGAAAAUCAACGCGUUGCAGAGCGAGAACUCUGACCUCGAAACCCAAAUAAGUCGAACGAUGACUUUGAUCUUGGAUCUGAAUGGAUGGUCGUAUUUGGCAAAAAGCUCUUCUUGGUACAAGGCUUUCGAUCAAAGAAUGACAUUUGAUCAAGCCGUGGCAUAUUGUGCGAGUCGAAAGAGCCAUUUAGUCUCAAUUCACAGUCAUGAAGAGAACGAUUUUGUUUGGGAACUCGCGAAAACUGUUCAAGCCUUUCAUGGGUUCUGGAUCGGACUGAAGAGAAAUCCGAACAAAGGAAAUGCUUUGGAAUGGACGGAUGGAAGUUCGGUGGAUUUCACGAAUUGGUAUGGAGAAGAGCCGGAUUUGAACACCCACACUUGGCUUCUGAGCUACAAUGGGAAAUGGGGAGUCUAUCCUCCUACCCAGCAGAUUCUUUUGAUCUGCAAAAGGAGCUCUCAAUUC
This is a messenger RNA of Mesorhabditis belari, 768 nucleotides long. NCBI's taxonomy places the organism in Eukaryota, Metazoa, Nematoda, Chromadorea, Rhabditida, Rhabditidae. The record is from the annotation of a GenBank genome assembly.